GCCGGGGUAUGUAGUCUCCUCCGCCCUAGCGCCGUUGCCGGGGGCAACGGUCCCAUCUGGCCGGAGUGGCUGGCGGUAGCGCGGUGGCGGCCUCUGCGGAUGGACAUCGUGGGAGGAGGUUGGCAAGGGAAACUUUCAGAAGAACUAGAUGCUGGAAAACCUGGCCUGGUGGUCGGGCUUUCCCUCGGACCCACAGAAUGGCCGGGGCCGAGUCCUCUCCUGAGCUUCAGUUACAAAAUAAAGGUAGCUGUCAAUGUGCCAGUGUCCUCCGCUUCCUCUUUACCACGUCCUUCCAGCUAAAAGCCAGUUAAAAAAUGGCUUCCAUAAGAAGAACCGGCCAUCCCGCGCGCAAUGUUUUUGGUGAUUUUAGUGAUAUUUCCUUAGAAGAUUCAAAAAUGGAAGAAAUCAGAACCUUGAAAAUCAGUAGAAGUCUUACCAAAAUAGCACCCGCUCAUAGCAGAUUUCUAAAAGGAAACCAAACCGUGGGUGUAGAACACUCACUUCUGAGAGAGAAGGCUGUUGUGGAGGGUGGGCACAAGCUCUCCUCAGGGAGACCCCCGACCACUGCCUCGAAGCUCAGGGCCAGCGCCGCACUCACAAAGCUGGCUCAGAUAGAAACCAAGAUCAUGAAUCGGAAGGCGAAGAUGGAUUUGUCUGACGUGGAAUCCGACCUGAAGACCUCUGAGGACAGUCUUCCAGAGCGCACAGACACAGUCCUCCCCAGGAGUACAGUCAAACUUUCUCCACACAGCCUGGAUGAAACCUCCCAGAAACAAGCCUGGGAAGUUUCCAUGGCCGAGAGCAAUGCGCGGAAUGGGAGGGUCAGUAGGUUUCUAAAGAGGAGGGAACCACGGGUUGAAAAUACCUUCCCUAAAGCACAUUUUGGAAAAGAGAGGAAUUUUCAAACACCCAAAGAGAAAAAACCUACUAGAAAACUAGAUUCUCCAGACAGCGAUGAGGAGGAAAUGAAAGAGUUGCUGGGAAGCUUGCUAGAAUCUCCUAGAGAAAAAGAAACAUACACGAAUCGGUGUUUCGGCAGCCCCAAAGUCAGUGAGAAAGAACAGACAAAACUGUCCUCGCCCCUGGCAACUUGUAAUCGGCUUUCUGUCUCUGUGGAUCUGACUGGCGGGGACGUUUCAUACACAUGGAAUCAUCCAGAUCAGAUCCCAACUCGGCCAAGAAUCCUUUCGCUACCCAGUGAGGAACUUUCCAGCCCAAAGUCAUUUCGGACAUCACCUCUGCCAGCCUCACAGUCCGCAGACGGGACCCUUCGCAGCGUGCGCUCAAGAGCUCACUCCUCACAGACUCACACUUCAGGGGACACAGCCGCCCCCACGGCACCGCUUCCCAUCACUGGCACCUCUCCAGAGUCAGCCUCGAUGGUGCGGCAUGACAAGUCCUCCUCCCCUGGAAGGAGUGAGGCGGGGCCUUGUGAUGAGUCCCUCUCAGAAGCUGCUGAUGACAGCCUGAACGAUUUUCGAAUCAAUCUUUUAUCCCUUGAUGAUCUGGCUCCAGCUGUCAGCGAGAACUCAGACUUGGAACAGAAAAAAGAAGGCCAGCGGGAAAAGGCAUCCAGCCAAAGCCCCCGGGCCGGGGGUCCCCCCACUGGAAGUGAGGUCUCAGAGUGCCUGAGUGAGCCGUCGGUCUCCUCCGCUGGGCCUGAGGGUGCUUCCAGCCCGAGGCCGAAGUCUCAGGAGCCCACGGCGAGCACGGUGAGCUCGGCUUACUCGGAAGAUUUUGAAACAGCAUCCGAGUCAAGGGCCCAUUCUGAGGAGUCUCCCGACAGGACGCCAGACACUCUGUCAGACUUCUCUGCAAGCCUGCAGCCAGACCUUCCCCUGCCAACACUCAAGCCUUGGAAGAAGCAGGUCAGGGACGUUACGAGAGUCCUCAUGAAGGAGACGGCUGUGCAGACCCUCGAGCCCGCCUUCACCUACCAGUGGGCAGAGGUACAUCAGGCACCACAGGCCCGCGCCGCUGUCCAUGGAGGACGCCCUGGAGGAGGUGAAGAAGGAGCUGUGAGUUCCAGGAGGAGCCAGCACCAGAUGCCCACGCCGGGGACACCGACGGGAGAUGCCAGGACACGGCUUCUGACCGGACUGCACGACUCAAGACAGACUCGCACGCCGGGCACGGCCCCUCCUGACUCGGCCCGAGUGCGCUUCUAACUUGAACACACAGAGAAAAAGGUCUUUAAAAAAAGUUUUUAUUUGAAGGCAAAACAGUAAAAUCCACAAGAAAUCGUUAACAGCAUGUGUUUACGUUUUAUCCUGAAUCAGACACGUUUGAACAAUUCACAGCUACAGGAAAUCUAGAACAAAAUCAAAUUAUUUUAUCACAUCAGGUUGAAAAGUUGGAGAGGACUCUGCAUCUUAUUGAAAAGAAUUUUUCAAAAAUGUUUCUGUACAAAGAGACGGCACCGCACGAGCUGCCCACAGACGCCAGGUGUGGCCGUCCCUGCGCCGACCCCAGGGCGGUGUCUGCCCCUCCCCCCCCACCGCCCGGCCGGGGGGCCCCCUCGCUGGUGGGGUGGGGCGGGCCGGAGGCGUGGCGGGGCUCGCUCUCCACACCCCAGAGCGGAGCAGGCCGUCCACGUGAGCGCUGGUGUUGGGUUCCUCUAAGUGAGAAACACAAGCAGAGACGCUUAAGGGUGCAGGCUCUUCGAGGGCGUCACUCCGUGACCUGAAGAUGCCUCAGAUCAGCUUCCUUAGAACCUUUGUUUCUGCAGGGACCGUGAGUGGCUAACGUUUGGGGAAAAAAUUUCAACUCAAACAACUAAAGUAACUGAACUACGGGCUGUGAGCACGUCUUAGAGGAAUCCGGUUUCAAAUUCUCACUGGGAUCCUCUGAGAGCAACAUUCCCUUCUCUAAAACUAAACAUCUGGAGUAAAAAAUGAAA
Molecule: messenger RNA, 2899 nt
Organism: Zalophus californianus (California sea lion)
Lineage: Eukaryota; Metazoa; Chordata; Mammalia; Carnivora; Otariidae
Gene: C1H19orf44
Product: chromosome 1 C19orf44 homolog
Exons: 9
Coding region: 315-2168 (617 amino acids)
Source: RefSeq, a predicted model, not a curated record